This is a messenger RNA of Budorcas taxicolor (takin), 1092 nucleotides long. It is a transcript of the gene PIK3IP1, whose product is annotated as phosphoinositide-3-kinase interacting protein 1. The transcript has 6 exons. Lineage: Eukaryota; Metazoa; Chordata; Mammalia; Artiodactyla; Bovidae. The record is from RefSeq and is a predicted model, not a curated record. The coding region runs from base 3 to 803 and encodes 266 amino acids.
GGAUGAAGGAGGUGAGGAUGCUGUUGGCCUGGGUGCGAACAAUCCUCGUCAGCAACAUGCUCCUGGCAGAAGCCUAUGGAUCUGGAGGCUGCUUCUGGGAUAACGGCCACCUGUACCGGGCGGAUCAGCCCUCCCCCGCGCCGGGCCACCGCUGCCUCAACUGGCUGGACGCGCAGAGCGGCCUGGCAUUUGCCCCAGAGUCGGGCGCCGGCAACCACAGCUACUGCCGGAACCCGGACCAGGACCCGCGCGGGCCCUGGUGCUACGUCAGCGGCGAGGCUGGAGCUCCCGAGAAGCGACCUUGCGAGGACCUGCGCUGCCCAGAUACCACUUCCCAGGGCCUGCCAACCUCCACGACAGAAACUGAGGAGGCUGCUGAAGUGCCAGGAGGAGAUGAGGUGUUUGCUCCUGCCAACGCCCUGCCCGCCCGGAGCGAGGCUGCAGCUGUGCAGCCAGUGAUUGGGAUCAGUCAACGGGUGCGGGUGAACUCCAAGGAGAAGAAGGACCUGGGAACCCUGGGCUACGUGCUGGGCAUCACCAUGAUGGUGAUCAUCAUCAUCAUUGGAGCUGGAAUCGUCCUUGGCUACACCUACAAGAGGGGCAAGGACCUGAAAGCCCAGCACGAGCAGAAAGCGUGCGAGCGGGAGCUGCAGCGGGCUACCCUGCCCUUGUCUGCCUUCACCAACCCCACCUGCGAGAUCAUGGAUGAAAAGGCCAUCGUGGUCCACGCCAGCCAGACUCCAGUCGACCUUCAGGAGGGCAGUGCCCCCCUCAUGGGCCAGGCAGGCACUCCAGGCGCCUGAGCCCCCCCACGAUGGGCAGGAGCCCAUUGCAGAGACUGGUGCGGGACCACCUACCCCCGCCCCUACAGCUGGGAGGAGCUACACUUUCUAUUGUGGUUGAAACCCCCCCUUUUUCUGUUUGAACCCGAAGACAGGAACAGGUGGCACUGUGGGCUGAGAACGAGGCUGGGUAGUGUCCUGCAAGGCUCGCUCUCCAUACCGUGGAGCAGGGUUUUUCCCACGGAUGGGGACAGCAGCAGCCCCCACAGCAGCGCUGUGACAGGGGCUUCCUGUGCCCCGGAACCAAACC